GGGGCGCGCACGCAGGGGGCCGGCCUGCCCGCGGCGCGGGGGAAAGUUGAGUUGGGAGAAGUUGGGAGCGGCGGGGACGCGCCCCGAGGUGGGCACGGGGCACUCGUCGGGAGCGCGCGAGGGCGCCGGAGGACCCGGAGCGACCCCGAGACCCCCCCGGGGGCGCCCCGCCUCGAGCCAGCGGGUUAUGCCGCCGCCUGGUCGCCCUGAAAGCCGCAGCGACAGCGAGAAGGGCUAAGCUUUGGCCAUGAGCAGCGCCCCCCGGCGCCCGGCCGCGGGCGCAGACGCUUUCCGCCAGCCCGACCCCGAGAGCCUGGGCCCGCCCGCGCCCGGCUUCCCCGAGCAGGAGGAGGACGCCGAGCUCCACCGGACCCUGGGCGUGGAGCGCUUCGAGGAGAUUCUGCAGGAGGCCGGGCCGCGGGGCAGCGAGGAGCCCGGCCGCAGCUAUGGGGAGGAAGACUUUGAAUACCACCGCCAGUCCUCCCACCACAUCCAUCACCCGCUGUCCACCCACCUGCCCCCCGACGCCCGGCGCCGCAAGACGCCCCAGGGUCCAGGCCGCGGCAAGCCUCGCCGGCGCCCCGGGGCCUCCCCGACGGGGGAGACCCCCACCAUCGAGGAGGGGGAGGAAGACGAGGAGGAGAGCAGUGAGGCCGAGGCCGCGCGGCCGCCCACCCAGCUGUCGCCCCCCUCCGCCGUCGCCCCGUCCGCGGUGCAGUUCUUUCUCCAAGAGGAUGACGGGGCCGACCGCAGGGCAGAGAGGACCAGCCCGUCUCCUCCACCCGCCCAGCAGGAGGCCGCCCCGAGGGCCGCCAGGGGGGCCCAGGCUGCGGCGCCGGCAGAGGAGGUGGUGGCGGUGGCCAGUCCCGCGGCCGGAGGGGACGACGGCGGCGCCUCGGGGCGGCCGCUGCCCAAGCCGCAGCCGGGACAUCGCAGCUACAACCUGCAGGAGAGGCGGCGCAUCGGCAGCAUGACGGGCGCCGAGCAGGCCCUGCUGCCCCAGGUGCCCACCGACGAGAGCGAGGCGCAGACCCUGGCCACGGCCGACCUGGACCUCAUGAAGAGUCACCGGUUCGAGGACGUCCCUGGCGUGCGGCGGCACCUGGUACGGAAGAACGCCAAGGGGCCCGCGCCCAGCGGCCGGGAGGGGCGUGAGCCCGGCCCCACCCCGAGAUCCCGGCCCCGGGCCCCCCACAAGCCCCACGAGGUCUUUGUGGAGCUCAACGAGCUGCUGCUGGACAAGAACCAGGAGCCCCAGUGGCGGGAGACGGCGCGCUGGAUCAAGUUCGAGGAGGACGUGGAGGAGGAGACGGAGCGCUGGGGGAAGCCGCACGUGGCCUCGCUGUCCUUCCGCAGCCUCCUGGAGCUCCGCCGGACCCUGGCCCACGGGGCCGUGCUCUUGGACCUGGACCAGCAGACGCUGCCCGGCGUGGCCCACCAGGUGGUGGAGCAGAUGGUCAUCUCUGACCAGAUCAAGGCCGAGGACAGGGCCAAUGUGCUGCGGGCACUGCUGCUGAAGCACAGCCACCCGAGUGAUGAGAAGGACUUCUCCUUCCCCCGCAACAUCUCGGCUGGCUCCCUGGGCUCCCUGCUGGGCCACCACCACGGCCAGGGGGCGGAGAGUGACCCCCACGUCACCGAGCCCCUCAUCGGAGGGGUCCCCGAGGCCCGAGUAGAGGUGGAGAAAGAGCGCGAACUGCCACCCCCGGCCCCUCCGGCCGGCAUCACCCGCUCCAAGUCCAAGCACGAGCUCAAGCUGCUGGAGAAGAUCCCGGAGAACGCGGAGGCCACGGUGGUCCUCGUGGGCUGCGUGGAGUUCCUCUCGCGGCCCACCAUGGCCUUCGUGCGGCUGCGGGAGGCGGUGGAGCUGGACGCCGUGCUGGAGGUGCCCGUGCCCGUGCGCUUCCUCUUCCUGCUGCUGGGCCCGAGCAGCGCCAACAUGGACUACCACGAGAUCGGCCGCUCCAUCUCCACGCUCAUGUCCGACAAGCAAUUCCACGAGGCGGCGUACCUGGCGGACGAGCGGGAGGACCUGCUGACGGCCAUCAACGCCUUCCUGGACUGCAGCGUGGUGCUGCCGCCCUCCGAGGUGCAGGGCGAGGAGCUGCUGCGCUCCGUCGCCCACUUCCAGCGCCAGAUGCUCAAGAAGCGAGAGGAGCAGGGCCGCCUGCUGCCUGCGGGCACCGGGCUGGAGCCCAAGUCGGCCCAGGAUAAGGCGCUCCUACAGAUGGUCGAGGCGGCCGGCACGGCGGACGAGGACGACCCCCUGCGGCGGACGGGCCGGCCCUUCGGGGGGCUGAUCCGGGACGUGCGGCGCCGCUACCCCCACUACCUGAGCGACUUCCGGGACGCGCUGGACCCGCAGUGCCUGGCGGCCGUCAUCUUCAUCUACUUCGCUGCCCUGUCCCCCGCCAUCACCUUCGGAGGCCUGCUGGGAGAGAAGACACAGGACUUGAUCGGGGUGUCGGAGCUGAUCAUGUCCACGGCGCUGCAGGGCGUCAUCUUCUGCCUGCUGGGCGCCCAGCCGCUGCUGGUGAUCGGCUUCUCGGGGCCCCUGCUGGUCUUUGAGGAGGCCUUCUUCUCGUUCUGCAGCAGCAACAACCUGGAGUACCUGGUGGGGCGCGUGUGGAUCGGCUUCUGGCUGGUGCUGCUGGCGCUGCUCAUGGUGGCGCUGGAGGGCAGCUUCCUGGUGCGCUUCGUGUCCCGCUUCACCCAGGAGAUCUUCGCCUUCCUCAUCUCCCUCAUCUUCAUCUACGAGACCUUCUACAAGCUGGUGAAGAUCUUCCAGGAACACCCGCUCCACGGCUGCUCGGUCACCAACAGCUCGGAGGAGGGUGCCGAGCCGAACGCCACGUGGGCCAGGCCGGAGAGCACGCUGAGCCUGGCCAACGGGAGCUCGGCCGAGCGGGCCGGGCCGGCGCUGCCCCAGGGCCAGCCCAACACGGCCCUCCUGUCGCUGGUGCUCAUGGCCGGCACCUUUUUCAUUGCCUUCUUCCUGCGCAAGUUCAAGAACAGCCGCUUCUUCCCCGGCCGAGUGCGGCGGGUGAUCGGGGACUUCGGGGUGCCCAUCGCCAUCCUCAUCAUGGUGCUUGUGGAUUACAGUAUCGAGGACACCUACACCCAGAAGCUGAGCGUGCCCAGCGGGUUCUCGGUGACGGCCCCCGAGAAGCGUGGCUGGUUCAUCAACCCCCUGGGCGAGAACAGUGCCUUCCCCGUGUGGAUGAUGGUCGCCAGCCUGCUGCCCGCCAUCCUGGUCUUCAUCCUCAUAUUCAUGGAGACGCAGAUCACCACGCUCAUCAUCUCCAAGAAGGAGCGCAUGCUGCAGAAGGGCUCCGGCUUCCACCUGGACCUGCUGCUCAUCGUGGCCAUGGGCGGCAUCUGCGCCCUCUUUGGCCUGCCCUGGCUGGCGGCGGCCACGGUGCGCUCCGUCACGCACGCCAACGCGCUCACGGUCAUGAGCAAGGCGGUGGCGCCCGGAGACAAGCCCAAGAUCCAGGAGGUCAAGGAGCAGCGGGUGACGGGGCUGCUGGUCGCCCUGCUCGUGGGCCUCUCCAUAGUCAUCGGGGACCUGCUCCGCCAGAUCCCCCUGGCUGUGCUCUUCGGCAUCUUCCUGUACAUGGGCGUGACCUCCCUGAACGGGAUCCAGUUCUAUGAGCGGCUGCACCUGCUGCUCAUGCCGGCCAAACACCACCCCGACGUCACCUAUGUCAAGAAGGUGCGGACCCUGCGGAUGCACCUGUUCACGGCCCUGCAGCUGCUCUGCCUGACCCUGCUCUGGGCCGUCAUGUCCACGGCCGCCUCCCUGGCCUUCCCCUUCAUCCUCAUCCUCACGGUGCCGCUCCGCAUGGUGGUGCUCACCCGCAUCUUCACCGAGCGAGAGAUGAAAUGCCUGGACGCCAACGAGGCGGAGCCCGUGUUCGAUGAGCGGGAGGGUGUGGACGAGUACAACGAGAUGCCCAUGCCUGUGUAGCUGCUGCCUGGACAGACAGCCGAGGGACGGACGGAUGGACGGACGGGGACCGGGGCUGGGGGGGUGCCCCCACCCCAGCCCGCCCCGUUUUUAUUUAAGUGAAUAAUUUAAAGUCCCCUGCCCUGCUCCCUGCAGUAAAGUGCUUC
Messenger RNA from Sorex araneus (European shrew), 4116 nucleotides. It is a transcript of the gene SLC4A2, whose product is annotated as solute carrier family 4 member 2. Gene Ontology annotation, cellular component: basolateral plasma membrane; apical plasma membrane; plasma membrane. NCBI's taxonomy places the organism in Eukaryota, Metazoa, Chordata, Mammalia, Eulipotyphla, Soricidae. The coding region runs from base 248 to 3970 and encodes 1240 amino acids. The transcript has 23 exons. Gene Ontology annotation, biological process: regulation of intracellular pH; monoatomic anion transport; bicarbonate transport. Gene Ontology annotation, molecular function: solute:inorganic anion antiporter activity; monoatomic anion transmembrane transporter activity. The record is from RefSeq and is a predicted model, not a curated record.